AUGGAUACUUAUCUCGGUGCUGAAAUCCCGGAAAAUUGGGUAAAAGACAAACUCAGGGCAAUGUGAGUUUUUCUUUUCUUGAAAAAAUCCUCUCCAAAAAAUGUUUUUAUAGGGAUGCGGGAGAUGCGGAUUGGAUCAAUCAGAACAUUUUUUGGUAUGAUAAAAAGAUUGCACGAUCAAUCUUCAUGAAUAAACAUGUUGUGUUUAUUGGGGAUUCGUGUGAGUUUUUUGGGGAGAAAUCUGGGAGUUCCAAUCCUGCACAUUUGACUCAUUUCUAAUUUUUAAAAAACACAUUUGGCCAAAACUCCGGUUAAACCUCACUUUUUCUUUUCCAAUCCUCCAGUUUUCCAGUAAUCCGUGCCAUGUACAAAGAUCUACUCAGUCUUCUGAGACACGGCAAUCUCACCGAUCCACGCGAUCUCAAAUUCCCCAACGAAACACAUUUUGAAGACGAUCAUCAAAUCGAUAUCCUUCCACUCGAAAUGAAUCGAGUAUUUCGACAAGCUCGCGAAUUCCAAUCAAAUCAUCAUCUUAUCCAAUACUUCUUCACAUCUCGAGCAAUGCGAAAAGAACACGAAAAAAUCUUAUUGCUCAUGGUAGAGAAAAACGAGAUACCCGAUAUAAUUAUAAUGAAUUCGGCAAUCUGGGAUGUUUCGAGAUAUCAUUUGGAAAGUGAGAGGAAUACGAAAAGAUUGGACAAUGAAAUCAAAACUAUUGAUGAAUAUUUGCACAGACUUUCGAUGUUUUUGAGAAGAGUUCGAACAAUUCUAAAACCUGGCGCAAAAUUUAUCUGGGUUCUAUUCCCAGUCGUUACUGAAUCACAAAAAGAUCGAGGUUUCAUCAAUACAAAUUGGCUAUCUUAUUAUCAUAUUCGAAUUCGGCUUAUGGAAGCAAAUAUGAGAGCCGCAAAAAUCGUUAAAGAAGCUGGAUUUGAUGUAUUAGAUUUAUCGUUUCAUUUUAGAAGUUCCGGAUUUGAGCUUUUCCGAGCUUUAGAUGGAGUACAUUGGGAUAAUUUGGCGACGAGAUUUAUGAAUCAAUUAUUGGUUGGACAUUUGAUUAUGACGCAGAAGAUUAAAUCGGAAGUAUUGGCGAAGAUUUCGGAUUUGGUUAAAGAUAGAAUGUGGGAUUGUUUUGAUAUCAUCCCUCGCAAAUUACUCUUUUUUCAGCGCUCCACAUAAUCGCUGCGAAUAUUUUGAUCGUUCGCUGAAAUUUCUCGAAAAAAUGGCCAAUCCCGGUGAAAAUGAAGGCGAAGAAGAAGAAGAGGACUCUGUGGAGGCUUUUAGAACACAGGUUCUGCAAGAAAUCGAUCAAUCCAAUAGGUAAGGACCUCAAGUUAACGAAAAUUGGUCAAUUCUACCUCAAAAUUCAGCAUUUCAUUUUUUUUUAUACAAAUACCCCAUUCUAUUCAUUUCAGCCAACACCCAAUUUCUGGACUUAUCGAAACUCUUCGAUUAUUUGUGAUUUUCAAACGAUAUUGUCGAAAAUUGAGAAGAGAUCAGGAUUCCAUUCAAAUUUCUAUGAAGAAUGCGCCUGAAAAAGCCAAAGAGGUUUUUGAUAAUUUUGGAGAAAUGUGGCGGGAAUUGAGUUCAGAGGUAAGUGUAAUUUUCUCCCUGAAAUUUGGAAUUGAAAACUUUUUAAACAAAUUGAUGAACUUUUCCUAGUCACCUAAAUAUUUAAACUUAACCUUAAAAUGUUUCGAGAUCUUUUAAAUUUUAGCACAAAACCCUGCAAAUUCCCUCAUUUUUCAGCUCCAAAACCUGCGUUCCUUCUGGUCUUCGCAACCUCAUUCAACACGCAAAAUAACUCUUCAAAGAUUGGGUCGAAAACGCCGAUUACAACAAGAUCCAUCGAGUUCGGUAAAUUAUGUAUCCCAAGAAGACAUGGAUAUCGUUGCUGAAAAUGAAGAGACCAGUGAAGAUGAGUCGGAAGUUCGGAUUUCUGAACAAAAAGCCCAGAAUGACCCGAAUUUGAUGGAAAGUCGAAGAAAUCACCAAAGUAUUCCCCGAAAUGGUCACGAAAAUCGGAUUUUUGAGCAACGUUUGGUGCAGAAUGGUCCAGUUUCUGCUCAAGAUCAACACCGUCCAGUUAUACCUCAGAAUUAUCGUCUUACAACGCCCGAGUUAGCCCGAAUCCCUCUUCCGGCACCACAAUUAUUUUUGGCUCAAAAUGUGGUCCAGAACGAUUUGGUGCACCAUCUUCCAGUUUUUUCUCGGAAUGUUGUGCAAAACCGCCCAGUAGUGGCUCAAACUGCGGUUCAGAAUGGUCAAGUUCCCGCCCCAAUCGUUCCGAAUCCAAAUGGACACGAAAAUUCGAAUUCAGAUGAUGAUUGUCAGAUUAUUGAGAUUUAG
Messenger RNA from Caenorhabditis angaria, 2348 nucleotides. The record is from the annotation of a GenBank genome assembly. Lineage: Eukaryota; Metazoa; Nematoda; Chromadorea; Rhabditida; Rhabditidae.